GGGCCGGCCGCUGCAGUGCUGGCAGGCUGUGGCUAAGCUGGAGGCAAGGAGGUUAAGCUCCGCACUUGGACAGCGCUUUGGCCCCUGGAGAAGGUGUAGUAUGCGCCCCAGGGCCACGUAUCCUGUGGGUACAGGGACCGCAGCGCAGCAGGGGCGGGGCGAACCAUGCCGGCAUUGAGCCUCUUGGAAGCAGAGUUUGCUGCUCGCCUUUGCUGGGGCUGGGCUUCAGGUGGGCUUCCUAGAGCCUGAGGCUCAGAGCUGUACAACCCGGUAGGGGGAGCCAUCCUGCCUUGCUGAGGACCUGGGCCCCAGAAGUGCUUCAGUCUCCUUGCCUGAGACCUGGAUGUCCCGGUACCUGGAACUGUGACUGCCAACAGAAGAGGUAUCACGUGUGAAUUUGGCCCCUUAGUUCAAGAGAUCCUGGAAUCUUCUCACAUUCACGAUGAACACCUCUCGCUUCCUGGCCUUGGUCUUCCCAGGAUCCUCACCAGGUAAAAACACAAGCAAAUUUGAUGGUGUCCUAUACAACUUCUCUGACCACUGCCAGGAUUCUGUGAACCCGAUGGCUUUCAUCAUCACCUUCUACAGCAUGGAGACCAUCGUGGGGGUCCUAGGAAACCUCUGCCUAAUAUGUGUGACCAUGAAGCAAAAAGAGAAGAACAAUGUUACCAACCUUCUAAUUGCCAAUCUGGCCUUCUCUGACUUCCUCAUGUGCCUCAUUUGCCAGCCACUCACUGUCAUCUACACCAUCAUGGACUACUGGAUCUUUGGAAAGGCCCUUUGCAAGAUGUCAGCUUUCAUCCAGUGUAUGUCCGUGACAGUCUCCAUCCUCUCGCUUGUUCUUGUGGCACUAGAGAGGCAUCAGCUCAUUAUCAACCCAAUGGGCUGGAAACCCAGCAUCUCCCAGGCCUACUUGGGAAUUUUGGUUAUCUGGCUCAUUGCCUGCUUGCUUUCCCUGCCUUUCCUUACUAACAGCAUCCUGGAGAACAUCUUCCACAAGAACCACUCCAAGGCUCUGGAUUUUCUGGUGGACAAGGUGGUCUGUACUGAAUCCUGGCCCCUGGAUGACCAUCGAAUUAUCUAUACUACCUUCUUGCUACUUUUUCAGUACUGCAUGCCCCUGGGCUUUAUUCUGAUCUGCUAUGUGCGCAUCUACCAGCGCCUGCAGAGGCAGGGACGUGUAUUCCGCAAGGGCACCUACAGCUGGCAAGCAGGGCAGAUGAAGAGAGUCAACUGGAUGCUCAUGGCAAUGGUGGCUGCCUUUGCAUUAUUCUGGUUGCCCUUCCAUGUAUUCAAUACCCUGGAGGACUGGCAUCAUGAAGUCAUCCCUGUCUGUCACAGCAACCUUAUCUUCUUGGUGUGCCACCUGUUCGCUAUAGCCUUUACUUGUGUCAACCCUUUCAUUUAUGGUUUUCUCAAUACCAACUUCAAGAAGGAGGUCAAGGCCCUAGUGCUGUCCUGCCAACAAAGUGCUCCCUUAGAGGAGUCUGAGCAUCUGCCCCUGUCGACAGUACACACAGAAGUCUCCAAAGGGUCUCUAAGGCUGAGUGGCAGGUCCAACCCCAUUUAACCAGGUUCUGGACUUCUCUUGGCCAUGUUACUUGCCAGGCCUUUCUAUUUAGCUAAGUACACAUGCUGCAGGCUUGAGGGGGCAUCCCAUCAAUCCUGGAUUUCAGGUCCCAGAGAGUCUGGCAAGAGCCUAUUUUUACUUUGUGUGCAUUGUGAAGUAUGACAUUCAGAUGGUUCAGCUAUUUGUUUUUGGGAGAAUUCUGAAUCCAAAUUCUACAGGUCACAGUGAACCUUGUGACUUGAACUGCAGGAUGCCAGAGCCGGAGAUGUCUGGUUAUGACAGGAAGGGUUCAUUAUAACUCAGCACCAGAUGCCUGGCCUGGGAAACCUUGAGGUCACUGGAGUGAGGGAAGUAGCACUUGGAGAUAGAGCUCUGACCUUUCAUCAACCCUUUCCCUCUGGGAGAGAUGAUGUUUGUGCAGAUGUGCUUUGCAAUUGGUAAGAAUUCCAUAGAUGCAAGGCAGUGGAAUUACUGCUGUAGCAUUAGCACAUCCAGCUGAAUCUACCUGAAUAGGAUGGAUCCUGGCAGUCGUAAGUCCUCAUGGCCCUCUGAAGAAGGAGUUUCACUGUUCACAACCUACUCCAUUCUUUUUCUCUUUCACUACAUUUUCUACUUUAUAUGGACACUAGUUUGCAAGUAUCUCUCUUUGAUGAGAUUGUCAGAACCUUGCUAACGACAUUUGUAUUGCCAUAGAGCUCAUAUCCUCAAUGCCUAGAACAGGCUCUGACAUAGGGAGAGGGUUCCAGAAAAGUUUUCCAUUAUAGAUCAAUGGUAAAGGUGCCACUUGCCACUUGCUGCUGAGUGUUAGAUCACAGGCAAGUGCUCCAUGCUCUGGUCCAGCAUGGAAAGAGGUCAGGUCUCAGGCUACUACACCCACAGUCUCUCACUUGCCCUUCCUGACUUCACAAGGAAGCAGGACAUAAACUCUGUAGCCCUUCCUUGUGCUGACCCACUACAGAGGGCUACAGUCCUUAAGCCUAUGUCUAGAGCCUCGUUCAUCCAUGCCUUGACCACUGAGACAAGUUGCCCUAGGCCAUGGUUCUUUCAAAGUGUUCCCAGGACAUUAGCAUCCCAUUGGCCUUUAGCAGAAGUAGGGUCAGGGAUUCCUGAGUCUCACUUAAUAAAGCACUGACUGGCAAAAGCAGGGGAGAUGGAGAAAACAAGUAUGAAUAUCUCCCUCAUGGAGGUCAAGGUUCAGUUCCCUUGAUUCUGAACCAGAUUCAAUGAUGGUGUGUGUACCCACAGCCUCUUCUUACAUAAAAGGACAUAUCAAGAUUGUUCCUGGGCCACCUAGGAUGGGAUGUCCCAGCCUGACUCUUCCUACUUAAACCUAACCAAAUGGACUUGACUGAAUACACCAUGGUUUCAUGAGGGUGGGUGUUCAGUGUCAGGGCCCUCAAGGAUUCUCAUUGUGAGAAGACCAACGUUGGCCCAACAUAGAUGAUCUAUCAAAGGGUCAGGCAGUAGCAGACCAAGCAGUCACAUGGUGUCCUUGGUCCUGGGCUCUGCAAGAACCUGUGCAACUGACUCUUGAGACAAGUAUUCUUUAAGUCAUCUGUUUCCUUCCUGGAACUUUUUGUCUUGUCUCCACUUUGGUCGCAUCUCCCAUUCAGUUCUUUUUUUAACCUUUAUCCUGGAUUUUGAGGUGAUAUCUUGAGCCAUUCUUGGACACAGCUUGUGCUUGUCCUCUGGUGCCAUCUGCUGCUGACUGUUUCAUGUGACCAUCUGUCAGAAAAGCCUAGACACUGGCAUCCAUCCUGGCAAGAAGUCGUUUUUCAAGCUCUCCAAAGAAUUGAGGGCCACAGCCUUCUCCAGAUACCAUAGAAGUACCUGAGUUGAUUUCUCUUUAUCAAUCUCAAUGAUGCCAAAAUGCUUGGGGACAAAAAAUGCUUUAGGGUAUUGGAACACUUGGAGACGGGGGUACCAGACUGAGUAUCUGAAGGUGCUUGGUGUUAGGAAUUGGGUGGUGGGUGGAAACCUCACUGAACAUCUUCUCUGCUCCUCUUCCCUUGCUUAGUGUGUGGCACAGCCCACCUGGUUGGCUGUUUCCUGUUCCUGGUUCCCAAUAAUCCCAGUUGCUUGGAUACUGUAGACACUUGGUACUCAAAGUAUGGUCAGAAGACUAUCAGCCUCUCCCUUAAUCAGAGCUUGUCAGAUAUGUCAAAUUCUUGUUGCCAUUCCAGACCUACUAAAUAAGAAUACAUGUUUUAUCAAGAUUUUUGGCUUAAUUUCAUGCACAUUAAAGUUAAGAAGUUUUGCUCUAGAAACAGAUUAACCUGAAACCUAGGGUUACUGGGUGAGUACCUGCAAACACCUACUCUGGAAUUUGGAAUACAGCUGUGAAAUCUUUGUUUCAGACAUGUGUCUUUAAACCUGUUAUUACUGCAAAGGUGACUCAAUUUUGGUUGUUCAUGUCAUCUCUGGGUGCAUGUGAAUGUGUUGUUUGUGAAGCCUUUUCAUUCCUUACCAAAUGUGUAUUUGUGUAGUUACAUUCAAAGGAAAUGUGCCCAUUUGUAUUCUGCUGUUUCACCUAAAAAUGUAUCAACAGUUUUCCAUCUUGCUAGGUACCAUUUUUGAAGUUUGGAAAUUGCAUCUGUGAAGGUUGAUACCUCUCACCAUCUCUCUUUAGCUCCAGAAGGGACAGAUAAUUGACCCUUGCCAACUGUAGUGGGAGUUAACCUUCCUAUAGAGGAGCAUCAUGGUUGGGAUUGGACUGCCCACAAAGACUGCCUGAGAACCCUCAGAGUGCAACACCUAUCAGAAUCCAUGUUGUGAAAGUUAAAAUCUGCAUAACUCUAGCCCUUCCUUUUUAAAGCAAUGUUAUUGACUUGAUUUUUUUCCUUUAGAAAAUAAUCACAUUCUUGAAAAUAUGCAGUAUAUACAAAAAUAAAGUUUUUUUAAAAGGAAAUCAUCAGUAGUUCCACCAUCCAAAGAUAAUCACUAUUUACAUUUUGAA
Molecule: messenger RNA, 4526 nt
Organism: Sciurus carolinensis (gray squirrel)
Lineage: Eukaryota; Metazoa; Chordata; Mammalia; Rodentia; Sciuridae
Product: neuropeptide Y receptor type 4-2-like
Exons: 2
Coding region: 443-1570 (375 amino acids)
Biological process (GO): G protein-coupled receptor signaling pathway
Cellular component (GO): neuron projection; plasma membrane
Molecular function (GO): pancreatic polypeptide receptor activity; neuropeptide binding
Source: RefSeq, a predicted model, not a curated record